Cicer arietinum (chickpea) is the source of this 2015-nucleotide messenger RNA. RefSeq names its product probable pectinesterase/pectinesterase inhibitor 12. The record is from RefSeq and is a predicted model, not a curated record. Gene Ontology annotation, molecular function: enzyme inhibitor activity; pectinesterase activity. Gene Ontology annotation, biological process: cell wall modification. NCBI's taxonomy places the organism in Eukaryota, Viridiplantae, Streptophyta, Magnoliopsida, Fabales, Fabaceae.
UACACACAAUAAUUAUCUGGACGCCGCAUAUCUAAAAAAUUAUUUCCAUGAAACAUUUAUGAAUCCAAAACCCGUGUUAUUAGAUUCUAAUAAAUGUCCCUGUCUCCAACCAAACUUCCUUAUUUAAAGAACUCAGAUUCUCUAUUUUUUUCACCUUUCUAACACAUUUCAUGGCUUCAUGGCUCCCUUAUGUCAUAAACUCUUCCUCCUUCUUUUUCCACUCCUCUUCUCACUCACUCUAUCUCUCAACACAAACACUUCCACAACCACAACAUUAAAUCCCAAACUCACUUCCUUAAAAUCUUUUUGCACAACAACACCAUACCCAAAACUUUGUUUCAACUCAUUAAAACUAUCCAUUUCAAUAAACAUAAAUCCAAACAUCAUAAGCUACCUCCUUCAAUCACUUCAAGUAGCAAUAUCAGAAACUACAAAGCUCUCUAAUCUUUUCCACAAUGUUGGUCACACAAACAUCAUAGAAAACCAAAAAGGUUCAAUCCAAGAUUGCAAGGAACUUCAUCAAUCCACUUUGGUUUCAUUGAAAAGAUCAUUAUCUGGAAUUCGUUCUGAAAACAAAAGAAAGAUAGCUGAUGCUAGAACAUACUUAAGUGCAGCACUUACCAACAAAAACACAUGUUUAGAAGGACUUGAUUCUGCUUCUGGUAACCUUAAACAAGAUCUUGUAAAUUCUGUUAUUGAUACUUACAAACAUGUAAGUAAUUCUCUUUCUAUGCUCUCUAAACCUGGAUUGGUAGCUCCAAAUCAAAAGGGUCAUAAGAAUCAAAUGAAUGAUCCAAAAUGGUUUUCAAAAAAUGGUAUUUUGAAAACUUUAGAUUUGGAUGAUUAUGACCCAAAUGAAGUGCUUGUUGUGGCUGCAGAUGGAACUGGAAACUUUAGCACAAUCAAUGAUGCUUUAAACUUUGCUCCAAAUAAUAGCAUGAUUAGGAUAGUGAUUUAUGUGAAAGAAGGUGUUUAUGAUGAAAAUGUUGAAAUACCAAGUUAUAAGAGUAACAUUGUUAUGCUUGGUGAUGGAAGUGAUGCUACUGUCAUCACUGGGAACAGAAGUGUUGUUGAUGGAUGGACCACUUUCAGAUCUGCAACUUUAGCUGUAUCUGGUGAUGGUUUCCUUGCAAGAGACAUAGCAUUUGUGAACAGAGCAGGUCCAGAGAAACACCAAGCAGUAGCCUUAAGAGUAAACGCAGAUUUAACAGCAUUUUACAGGUGUGCAAUUUAUGGUUAUCAAGACACACUUUAUGUUCACUCAUUUAGACAAUUCUAUAGAGAGUGUGACAUUUAUGGUACCAUAGAUUUCAUAUUUGGUAAUGCAGCAGUAGUUUUACAAGAAUGUAACAUUAUAUCAAGAAUGCCAUUACCUGACCAAUUUACUGUCAUCACUGCACAAUCAAGAGAUAACCCAGAUGAAUACACAGGAAUCUCAAUCCAAAAUUGUUCGAUUUUAGCGACGGACGAACUUUAUUCAAAUUCUAGUAGAAUCAAGAGUUACCUUGGAAGGCCAUGGAGGGUUUAUUCUAGAACUGUUUUUAUUGAGUCUUAUAUUGAUGACUUUAUUGAUCAAAAGGGUUGGACAAAAUGGUCAAAUGAUCAAGAUUUGGAUACUUUGUUUUAUGGUGAGUAUGAGAAUUAUGGACCUGGUUCAAAGAUUGAUAAUCGUGUUGAAUGGGUUGGUUAUCAUUUAAUGGAUUAUAACGAUGCUUAUAAUUUCACUGUUUCAGAGUUUAUUAGUGGUGAUGAAUGGCUUGAAUAUACUUCAGUUCCUUAUGAUGAUGGGAUUUGAUAUUAAUUUAAGAGCUAGAGGAUAUAGCUAGUUUUGUUUGUUACAUUUUAUAGUAAUGUUAUUUGUGGCCUAAUUAAUGUAGUUGCCAGAUUAACAAUGUAAAAGAAAAAUGUUUAUGGCUAAUUACAUCAAGCACAUGUGAGAAUUCUUAUUAGUUGCUUGUAACAUUAAUGUAUGUAUUUAACAUGACUGGAUGUGAACUCGACUUUAACAACUCUCA